GUAAAGAUGGCGGACUUGUCGGGGACCGAGCUGUCAGAGGAGAAAGAGGCUGAAAUUGAGCUAAAGAAAAGACAGAAACGACCGUGGGAAGAUUUGCACAAGUCCGGUAAAAUCGGUCUGACACCGGAACUGCCGGAAACGUUGAGCUUUUACGAUAUUAGCGCUGUCAGGAGGGAGCAGCGGGAGCAGCCAGCAGAUCCGUCGUUGACACGCUUCAUUAGCGCGGAGCUCACCAGAGGCUACUUCCUGGAACACAAUGAGGCAAAGUACACGGAGCGCAGAGAGAGGGUCUACACAUGCAUGCGUAUUCCCAAGGAGCUGGAGAAGCUCAUGACCUUCGGCUUCUUCCUGUGCGUGGACGCCUUCCUGUACGUCUUCACGCUGCUGCCCCUCCGGGUGCUGCUGGCAGGGCUCCGCCUCCUCACCCUGCCGUGCUGUGGCUUCAGCGGGUCUCGGCUGCUGCAACCGGCGCAGGUGUGCGACGUGCUGAAGGGUCUGAUCAUGGUGCUGUGCUUCUCCAUGAUGCACUACGUCGACUACUCCAUGAUGUACCACCUGAUCAGAGGGCAGUCCGUCAUCAAACUCUACAUCAUCUACAACAUGCUGGAGGUGGCCGACCGCCUCUUCUCCUCCUUCGGCCAAGACAUCCUGGACGCUCUGUACUGGACGGCCACCGAGCCCAAAGAGCGGAAGAGAGACAGCAUAGGAGUCAUCCCUCACUUCCUGAUGGCCGUCUUGUACGUCUUCCUCCACGCCAUCCUCAUCAUGGUGCAAGCCUCCACCCUCAACGUCGCCUUCAACUCACACAACAAGUCCCUGCUCACCAUCAUGCUGUCCAACAACUUUGUGGAGAUCAAAGCGAACGUGUUCAAGAAAUUUGAGAAGAACAACUUAUUUCAAAUGUCGAACAGCGAUAUCAAGGAGCGCUUCACCAGCUACGUCCUCCUGCUCAUCGUCUGUCUCAGGAACAUGGAGCAGUUCUCGUGGAACCUGGACCACCUGUGGGUGCUGUUCCCCGACGUCUUCAUCGUCGUCACCUCCGAAGUCGCCGUCGACAUCAUCAAACACGCCUUCAUCACCAAGUUCAACGACAUCACCGCGGACGUGUACAGCGAGUACCGGGCCAGCUUGGCGUUCGAGCUGGUCAGCAGUCGGCAGAAGAACGCCUGCACAGACUACAGCGACUCGGUGGCCCGGAGGAUGGGCUUCAUCCCUCUGCCGCUGGCUGUCCUGCUUAUCCGGGUGGUCAUGACCUCGGUGAAGGUGCAGGGAGCUCUCUCCUACACGUGUGUGUUCCUCUGUUAUCUCGGGCUGGUGACGCUGAAAGUGUUGAACAGCAUCGUGCUGCUGGGGAAGUCGUGCGUCUACGUGAAGAGGGCCAACAUGGAGGACAAACUGUUCGAGAGGCCCGCCGCCGCCGCCACGCCGUCCUCGUCUGGGAAACCGCCCGGCCGAGCGGAGCAGGCCAGGUGUUCCACGCCGUCAGAUGAAUCCAAGAUGGAGCAUAACCCCGUCCCACCCUUCAGCCCACCACCACCACCACCGUCUGCCUCCUCUUCCUCCUCUUCCUCCUCCUCGGUGACCACCCAGCCGAGGCCCAGGACCGACUCGUUCCCUCCCCCGCCCGCCGCCGACCGUCCCUCUCCCGCUGCUCCGGCGAGCCGUCCCUCGACUCCGUCAGCGGAACAAGCCGCGCCGUCACUCCCCCGCGAGGAGGAAGAAGAGGAAGAAGAGGAAGCAGAGGAGGAGGGGCCACAAGGAGGAGCCUCCGAGCUGAGGCUCAGGACGCCCAACAAAGACCUGCUGGACAUCGACCGCUUCACCAUCUGCGGCAACCGCAUCGACUGAGCGGCGGCGGUCGAUGGACCAAUCAGGAGAGGCGGAGAGCCGGGGGGGGGGGGCUCUUCGAGUCGGCUUCCCUCGCCAACAGCGGCAGAACGUAUUUAUUUGAGUCCGUACUGGCGAUACAGUGAGUUCCUGUGAAUAUAAUGGAGACGACCCCACGGGUGUGGAGGCCGGAGGUCGAGAGAAAAGACACUAAAGAAGAAGAAGAAGAAGAAAGAAGAAAGAGACAAAAAAAAAACUUUAGCAGAGAAAGACUGCCAUGUAUGUGUGGGGAUGGUAUUUGGAGUGAGUGUGAAACGGUGAAUGUGAGAGCACACAAGCACUUCCUGUCUGAGGCACUUCCUGUCUGAGCCUCGUCGGAACCAGGAAGAGAGAAACUUCUCAGUUCGCUCGGCAGCCAGAAUUUCAAACUUCCUUUUUACACCCCGAGUCAUAUUUUCAUCGCCUCACGAGUGUUUCCCGUUUCACCUGAUUAAAAAAAAAAAUGUGUUAUGGUUCUUUUUUAUAAAAAUAUCUGCUGUCAUCUAAAUUUAUUUACUUUUUUUUUUUUUACAUACGUUUUUUUAAAUCCGACACUUAAACAAUUCAACGGAGAAAUAGACAAUCUGGAAUUGGAAAGGUGUCUAAAAGGUUCCUUCAAUAGUUCCUAAGCUGAAGGUCACGACCUUUGCAGGGAGUGAGAUGCAGUUGGUUGUUCACAAGGUGAACAGGGAAGCAAAGAAUAAUAGUAUAUAUAUAUAUAUAUAUAUUAAUGCAUUCCCGAAAUGAUGUUUAGCUGGACUUGUCUUGUGACUUCAUCUUUUUCAGGUACUCAAAUUUUAAAAGGGAAGUAGACAAAAAAAACACACACCACUGGUUUGUUUUAAAGGUGACCGUCACACGGAAGUGACCUAUAACUAGCCUUUCGUUCACACACACACACACAGUCAGUGCACACAACUUUAACAAGCUGCCGGUGAAACCUCUGCUCAAAUGUUUAAAUCCGAGAAAAUAGAAGCAAUAUUUCCAAAAAACAAAAUGCCUUUUUAUUUAUUUGCGCGUGUGUGUGUUUUACGUUACAAGUGGCCUGACCUUGAAAUUUUUUUUCAUAAUAAUCGACUCGUACAAUUUGUACAGAAUCAAGUGUAAAAAUCAUCUAUUAUUCUCAACAUAUCGGUUUCCAUCAGCCAAAUAUUGAAUGUAUUCCACAACUCGAAUGUCUGUCGUUGCAAUCAGUGAAUAACGUUCGUCGUGCAGCACUUUACAUUUUGCAUAAAGUUAUUUUACAGACACAGUUUCGUGCAGCAGGCCGAGUAUUUUUGGCAGAACUAUAUUAGACAAUCCUGACAAAUAAUCUGGGUUAAAGUCCCGUCACACCUAGUUUACUUUCCGCUGCGUUAAUCUCGCCUAAUUUAACCUCGAGUAGAAGAAAGAUUUCUACAUGAUGUAAACACAUCUCCAGUUGUUUGUUUCUGUUUAAAAUGUUCAUUAUUGUUGAAAUAAGGAAGAUCUUUCUAUUCUCUUUAUUGUUUUUGGGAGGGGGAGCUGCCAGUUGUGAUGUGAAAUCUGACUCCUCAUCAAUACUCUGUGUGGGUUUUUGGUCUCGUCUCCACCGGCCCGGAGCUCAGUCUCGAUGUGGUCUGUCAGAGGGGUCCGGAACCAGGACCUGGACCACAGCUGGACCCAGCCGGGUUGGGGGGGGGCAGUGAAGUGUUCUUAUGCCGGCUUUGCUACUUCAGUUCGGUUCCUUUAUUUAAUUCCUACCUCGAUACUGUAUUAAAAUGCCCCCUUUUGGAAUAAUAAAAGUUUACUAUCUUU
This is a messenger RNA of Pseudoliparis swirei, 3642 nucleotides long. It is a transcript of the gene tapt1a, whose product is annotated as transmembrane anterior posterior transformation 1a. The record is from RefSeq and is a predicted model, not a curated record. Bases 7 to 1848 code for a protein of 613 amino acids. Gene Ontology annotation, cellular component: endoplasmic reticulum membrane; ciliary basal body. The transcript has 14 exons. Gene Ontology annotation, biological process: positive regulation of cilium assembly; maintenance of protein localization in endoplasmic reticulum. Lineage: Eukaryota; Metazoa; Chordata; Actinopteri; Perciformes; Liparidae.